AUGACACAAAGAAAAGGAACGAAGACUGUAGAGAAGCAACACAGAUCUUCAAAAAUAACAGAAAGGAAAUAUAUACCGAUGGACACCGAACUACUCGAGAAAGCUGAAACUCUUUUGCUGAAAAGAAGCCAAGACAACAGUUUCAGAGAAGACAUCAAGCGCCUUCAGCAAGGGAAGCAAUUAGAGGGCAGCAGUAAAUUGAAAAGGAUCGACGUAGUACAAGAAGAGGGUCUCCUGCGCCUAACAGGAAGAAUCGACGCGAAACAGGGUGUGACUACAAACGACCCAUCGUGCUCGACAGCAAGAACAAGACAACACAACUCAUCAUAG
Messenger RNA from Parnassius apollo (apollo), 330 nucleotides. The record is from the annotation of a GenBank genome assembly. Lineage: Eukaryota; Metazoa; Arthropoda; Insecta; Lepidoptera; Papilionidae.